AAGGAGGGAGGGCAGGAGGGAGGGAGCGACGGAGGGAGGAAACUUGGGGCAGGUGACACCGCGCUCGGUUCCUCCGGCUCGGCGGGAGACGGCUCCUCUGCGCCUCGCGGGUGGGCAGCGCCAUGCACGUCAAUGGCAAGGUGGCUCUGGUCACCGGCGGGGCUCAAGGCAUCGGCCGAGCCUUCGUCCAGGCGCUGCUGGGCAAGGGAGCCAAGGUAGCGCUUCUGGACCGCAACCCCGAGGCUGGGCAGCAGAGCAAGGCAGCCCUGGACGAGCAGUUCGAAGCGCAGAGGACGGUAUUUAUCCAGUGCGACGUUACGGAUACGGAGCAGCUGAAAGGUGCUUUCAAAAAAGUAAUCGAGCAUUUUGGAAGGCUGGAUAUUGUGGUUAAUAAUGCUGGAGUGAACAAUGAGAAGGACUGGGAAAGCACUAUACAAAUAAACUUGACAUCUGUGAUUAGAGGAACCUACCUUGGUCUAGAAUAUAUGAGAAAAGGAAAUGGAGGUGAUGGAGGAGUAAUCAUUAACAUCUCAUCAUUGGCAGGACUCAUGCCUGCUGCAUUCCAACCUGUGUACUGUGCUACAAAGCAUGGUGUAAUUGGAUUUACACGCUCAAUAGCAUUAGCUGCUAACAUGGAAAACUAUGGUGUGAGACUCAACACAAUUUGUCCAGGAUUUGUCAACACACCAAUUCUUCAGUCAAUAGAUAAAGAAGAGAAUAUGGGACAAUACUAUUCAUAUAAGGAUGAGAUCAAAAAUAUGAUGCAGUUCUACGGAGUGAUGGACCCAUCAAUAAUUGCUGAAGGACUGAUAACAAUAAUUGAAGAUGAUACUCUGAAUGGAGAAGUUAUGAAGAUUACAGCAUCCCAAGGGAUUCAUUUUCAAGAGUACAACCAAACACCUUAUACGUCAAAGAGAUAAAUCUAAUUGUUUUACUCGGAUUCACUUUUGAUUUUUAAAAUCUAAAAAAUGUUGGGAAAACUUCUGGAAAAAUGGUUAAUGAUGUAUCUAAAUCAAUGACAGUAUUCCAACAUUCACACCCUAAUUGCAGAGAAAAUCCAAUCUGGGGAAAAUGUUAUCAAAUUAUUUUGAUUCCAUUUACACAAGUAUUAUUUAUUCAGUAGAAUAUGUUCACUGCUCUAAAGAUUUCUGAUUGUAUAGUAGCGAGGGCCAGUUUUUUCCUUCUUGUAUUUCCGUGCAAUUAUCCAGUCUACAUACCCCAUGCAUAUCUUGGUGAACCUGACUUAGUAUAAUUCUUUUCACAGAAGUAAAUGUAUUAUUAUAUACAUCUUGAAUUCUUCAAACCAGGAAUUCAGUACAGGAUAAACCUUUGAAAAUAAGAAUUUACUUUAUCCUAAAUAUACACACAAAAAUAGAACAAGAGGCAAAAUUCUUGUUCCUCAUUUAAAUAUGCAGAUGAAUAUGUAGCAUAUCAUACACAGAAGAACAUUUUUUUUUUUCCUCUUGGAUUAUACCUAUUUAUAAACUAUUUCUAAAGUAUUUUUGUUUUCUUUUUCAGAUAUAAAUAUAAAUAUAUAUAUAUGUAUAUACAAGGAUGAAUACUUUGGCUUUGAUUGUAUUUUCUGUUUACAUGUUAAAUCUCACUUUGUGAAUCUUUAAUUUCCUGCCUUGACUAAUUAAAACCUGAAUUAAAUCCUGA
Molecule: messenger RNA, 1659 nt
Organism: Coturnix japonica (Japanese quail)
Lineage: Eukaryota; Metazoa; Chordata; Aves; Galliformes; Phasianidae
Gene: HPGD
Product: 15-hydroxyprostaglandin dehydrogenase
Biological process (GO): female pregnancy; prostaglandin metabolic process
Cellular component (GO): cytoplasm
Molecular function (GO): 15-hydroxyprostaglandin dehydrogenase (NAD+) activity
Source: RefSeq, a predicted model, not a curated record